AUGGUCCCACAGCCGUACCAGGAGUGCAGCACUGACCACUCCAACCUGCAGCUCCCUCCUCUGUCAGAGCCCACAUGGUCCCACAGCCGGACCAGGAGUGCAGCACUGACCACUCCAACCUGCAGCUCCCUCCUCUGUCAGAGCCCACAUGCCCACAUGGUCCCACAGCCGUACCAGGAGUGCAGCACUGACCACUCCAACCUGCAGCUCCCUCCUCUGUCAGAGCCCACAUGGUCCCACAGCCGUACCAGGAGUGCAGCACUGACCACUCCAACCUGCAGCUCCCUCCUCUGUCAGAGCCCACAUGGUCCCACAGCCGUACCAGGAGUGCAGCACCCCUGA
Messenger RNA from Knipowitschia caucasica, 342 nucleotides. Lineage: Eukaryota; Metazoa; Chordata; Actinopteri; Gobiiformes; Gobiidae. The record is from the annotation of a GenBank genome assembly.